Messenger RNA from Talaromyces proteolyticus, 1684 nucleotides. RefSeq lists its product as uncharacterized. Bases 26 to 1684 code for a protein of 552 amino acids. NCBI's taxonomy places the organism in Eukaryota, Fungi, Ascomycota, Eurotiomycetes, Eurotiales, Trichocomaceae. The record is from RefSeq and is a predicted model, not a curated record. The transcript is spliced from 3 exons.
CAAAAAGAAAAAGAAAAAUUCUCACAUGGAGAUGGGCUGCCCCCCUAUCAUUAGAGUCUCGAGCGACUCAUCUGAGCCAUCUUCUGAGUCGACGACGCUUCACCCGAAGAAGACAACACAAAGACCGCUAGCACCACGAGAAUACGCCGAAGCUAUACUCUUUCAUUCCAAACAAACUAUUCAAGACACGGUUUACCCUGGAGACAUCUUCGAAGAUCUGGGACUCUAUCUGAAAAAUGGAAUGCAAAACGGUGACUCAUUGUGCAACACCCAGGGGACCUUGCACACCAUCGAUAAGCUUGGGGGACAUAGUCUUGAUGUCUACUCUAGUCCCUCGCAAUGUGCUGGAAAGCUAGAAGAGGGUAAAAACUCGAUGAAAUGCCAUAUUCUCUUCCUGCACGGAUACCCUUCCCCACAAUGGAUCAGCACAGUCGGCGCUUUCUGUCGCACUGACCCUCAAUUCUUCCAUACGCAUCUGCGAUUUCGAUGUCGGAGGGACUAUUACUCAACUCCGACCUUACGUUCGGGUCUAGAAAACAUCAUAACCCUCCGAUUCGUCACACUAGGAUCGAGAGAAGAGAGGUCUGGCGAAUUUGAUCAAGGCCGAGUCGACGCAUUGAGGCUGGAUAGUGAGAGGAACAUGACCAGAUACAAGCAUGAUCUUAUGCUAGGCAGCAGAUUUCAAGCCGGAGAUUCUAUAGUUAGAUCCUUUUCGGUUCUCGAUGAGAAGAACUUCUUUAUUGAACAGGAAAUGUCCAUAUGUCUCCAUAAACACGACGAAGGCUGGAUAAUAUUGGUAGCUACUGAUAGCGGCAGAGAUCUUUCAAGAGGGCCACAGGGCCCUUGGCUACCACAAGAAGAUGGUCGUUCAUACUUACCAUGGACUAUUUUUGCUCCAACUAUACAGCACAACUCUAGAAUCUGGACGAAAUCCUAUCUAGCAAAACCUACGACUUCUAACAAGUCCCAGGAAAAAUUUCCACAAAGCGCCCAAUUAUUAGCGCUAUAUUGCGGUGAGACUCUGGACACACCGACAAUGGUUCUUGAUCCGUUUUAUGCCAUCACUGAUCUCUUCCAAUUCUGCGCAUUCUCGGAGAUCCAAUUCAUGAAUGUGAUAGAAGCUAAGAUCGAGGGGGACACAGACUAUAAUUCUCUGAUGAAAGAGAACCCAACAUUGUCGAAUCUUUUGUAUUGUCGAGAAAUUGUUCAAAAGCACUUGACUCACCUCCAAGAGAUAGUGAAGAUUAUCAAGUGCUCAGGUGGCCACCUGUGGCCACACGUUGGAAAAGACCAUCUGCACCAAUACCAAAAGGCACUCAGAGCCAAGGAAAGCUUGUUGGAGGAUUAUGAGCAGCUAGUUGAGAGAGCAGAAGUCAUCAUCAAGCGCUGCUCGAAGGGUAUGAAUGUCAUCAUGAACAAUGUUAUGCUGGCCGAGGCCAAAAGAGCUAUGGUGCAAGCACGAUCAGUUGCGAAGUUGACCUUGAUUGCCUUCUUCUACAUUCCUCUAUCGUUCACAUGUGCUUUUUUCAGUAUGAACAUUGCAGGGUUUGAGCAGGAAAUUGGUCGGAUUUGGCUUUGGUUCGCUGUGUCUGUGCCUGUGCUCCUGCUCUCAAUUUCAUCCCUCGUUCUGGAUCGUCGGAAGUUGACGACAAUGUGGUUGUCAAUAAAGAGACGUUGGGAGUAG